Molecule: messenger RNA, 778 nt
Organism: Coccinella septempunctata (seven-spotted ladybird)
Lineage: Eukaryota; Metazoa; Arthropoda; Insecta; Coleoptera; Coccinellidae
Product: keratin-associated protein 19-2-like
Exons: 3
Coding region: 143-697 (184 amino acids)
Source: RefSeq, a predicted model, not a curated record
AAUAAGCGUACUUGAUCUUCUUUAGUGGGAGACGUUCAGCAAGGCCACCAAGAAUCAUGGAAAAUAUAAAACUGGCCGGCUGUCCCACUAAGAAACCAAAGUUGAUUACAGUUUCAGAUCAAGUUCAGUUUUUCCCACAAUCAUGAACUUUGCCUUCCAGAUUUUCCUUAUAGUUUGUUCUAUAUUCAUCGUAGCUAAUGCAGCCCCUAAAGCUGGUGGCUACGGGCUUGUAGGAGGAGGGGGUGGUUACUAUAAUGGCGGCGGAUAUAGACCAAACUAUUAUGGAACUGGCUACAGGGGUUACGGAAGCUAUGGAGGCUAUGGUGGUUUUCCCAGUUACUCUGGGUAUGGAGGAAGUUAUAGACCUAGUUAUGGAGGAUACAGACCUGGUUAUGGUGGCUACAGUGGCUACGGAGGCAACCCGAGUUAUGGUUUAGGAGGCUAUGACAGUUAUGACUACGGUUAUGGCAGCAGUGGUCUCGGCGGAUAUGGCAGCAGUGGUCUUGGAGGUUAUGGCAGCAGUGGUCUCGGAGGUUAUGGUGGUUAUGGUGGUUCCUCUGGUCUGGGUGGAUAUGGAGGCUACGGAUCUUCUGGUUAUGGGGGAUAUGGCUCCUCAGGACUUGGUGGCUACGGAGGUUAUAAACCUGGCUACGGCACCAACUACUUAGGAAGCUCAUCAGGCUUUUACAAACGAUAAAAAGACAUCAUUGUGAUUCUCAUAGUAUUUAAUUUGUUAUUUAUUUAUAUGCUGUAAAUAAAAAACUUGUGCAGAAAAGUA